Molecule: messenger RNA, 1434 nt
Organism: Pestalotiopsis fici W106-1
Lineage: Eukaryota; Fungi; Ascomycota; Sordariomycetes; Amphisphaeriales; Sporocadaceae
Product: Mitochondrial-processing peptidase subunit beta
Exons: 5
Coding region: 1-1434 (477 amino acids)
Cellular component (GO): mitochondrion
Molecular function (GO): metal ion binding; metalloendopeptidase activity
Source: RefSeq, a predicted model, not a curated record
AUGGCUUCAAGGAGACUCGCUCUGAACCUCGCUCAGGGCAUCCGCAGCCGAACUGCUGCCCCUGCCUUGAGCUCCCUGAAGCGAGGCUUCGCUACUCCCGUCUCGUCGCCUGCCGGCGCAAAGACCCAGACCACAACAUUGAAGAAUGGCCUGACCGUCGCUACCGAGUACUCGCCAUGGGCCCAGACCUCGACCGUGGGUGUAUGGAUCGACUCCGGUUCGAGAUCCGAGACCAACGAGACCAACGGCACUGCACACUUCCUAGAGCACCUUGCCUUCAAGGGCACGGCCAAGAGGACGCAGCAGCAAUUGGAGCUCGAGAUUGAGAACAUGGGUGGACACCUCAACGCAUACACUUCGCGCGAGAACACUGUCUACUUCUCCAGGGCAUUCAACGCCGAUGUCCCUCAGUCCGUCGACAUCCUUGCCGAUAUCCUCCAGAACUCCAAGCUCGAGCCCUCGGCCAUUGAGCGGGAACGCGAUGUCAUCCUGCGCGAGUCCGAGGAGGUUGAGAAGCAGCUCGACGAGGUUGUCUUCGACCACCUCCACGCCACCGCCUACCAGCACCAGCCCCUGGGCCGCACCAUCCUCGGCCCCAAGGAGAACAUCCGCGACAUUACCCGCACCGAGCUCACCAACUACAUCAAGACCAACUACACUGCUGACCGUAUGGUUCUCGUUGGUGCCGGUGGUAUCCCCCACGAGCAGCUCGUCGACCUUGCCGAGAAGCACUUCUCUGGUCUCCCCAUGACCUCGCCCCAGAACUCCGCCUACCUCCUGUCCAAGAAGAAGCCCGCCUUCAUCGGAUCUGACCUGCGCGUUCGUGACGACACCAUCCCCGCCGCCCACAUUGCCAUUGCCGUCGAGGGUGUUAGCUGGAACGAUGACGACUACUUCACCGCUCUGGUUACCCAGGCUAUUGUCGGCAACUACGACAAGGCCAUGGGCAGCGCUCCUCACCAGGGUAGCAAGCUCAGCGGCUUCGUUCACCAGAACGACCUGGCCAACAGCUUCAUGAGCUUUUCCACCAGCUACAGCGACACCGGUCUCUGGGGUAUCUACCUCGUUUCCGACAAGCUGACUGCCCUUGACGAUCUUGUCCACUUCACCCUCCGCGAGUGGUCCCGUCUUUCCCAGAGUGUAACCCAGCCCGAGGUUGAGCGCGCCAAGGCUCAGCUCAAGGCCUCGAUACUGCUCUCGCUCGACAGCACAUCCGCCGUUGCCGAGGAUAUUGGCCGUCAGCUCAUCACCACUGGCCGCCGCAUGAGCCCUGGCGAGAUUGAGCGCACCAUUGACCGCAUCACCGAGAAGGACGUUAUGGAGUUUGCCAACAAGAAGCUGUGGGACCAGGACAUUGCCAUUAGCGCUGUUGGCAGCAUUGAGGGUCUCCUCGACUACCAAAGAAUUAGAAAUGACAUGAGCCGGAACUUCUAA